Messenger RNA from Gossypium arboreum, 607 nucleotides. RefSeq lists its product as uncharacterized. The coding region runs from base 138 to 326 and encodes 62 amino acids. The transcript is spliced from 2 exons. Lineage: Eukaryota; Viridiplantae; Streptophyta; Magnoliopsida; Malvales; Malvaceae. The record is from RefSeq and is a predicted model, not a curated record.
AUAAUAGAGAAAGGACAUUUAUUGGUUAGGUGGCAGCAUCUGAUAGGAACUGUAUCAAACUGUCAGGGAAAGAAAGCAUAGAAGAGCUCAAUCCCAAAAAUACAACAAAACGAAAGGCUUUAUUGGAUUAGGGUUUUAUGGCAAAAUUUGAUGUCCAAACUCUCAUCAACGACAAAAGGUUCUGGUUCGCUUCUUUCCUCAUUGCUUGGGCCGCUGCUCUUCAGGGGCAUAUGAUGUGGAUGCAAAGGCAGGACUCUUUCAAGCAAAAAUUCGGUACACCAAAUCAAUCCAAUGAUGAUGAAACAAAAAACAUGUCCCAAAGUUGAAUCCAUUGGUUUGUUUUGAAAUGCUGUUUUGUGAUUUGAUUCGUAGAACAAUGAUGGGUAUUUGGGUUCUAGAGGUUAUUAAGGUUCUUCUUCAGUUGAACCUUAAAAUACUCAAAAUGAAUCAUCGUCUGUCUGUGAAGAAUAUGCUCAAAAAGUUGAAGCAGGAUUGAUAUCAUAAGCUUAAUAGAUUGUAGUUUUGGAGAUUUGAUUACAUUAUUUAGUGCUAAACUGUUAUUUGACUAAUUCAAUUGAAUAUUCACUGAUUUCUAUGUGGAAUAAAA